UUAUUUUAAUAUACAAACUUAAAUGAAAAAUAUAAAAUAAAAAAUUUAUCCCGAAAUUUAUACACAAAUUGCUUGUUGGUAUGUGAAUUUAUUAGAAAGUUAUGUCAAAUACUGAAAGUUUUAUUGAAAUUGAAGAUAUCCAACGAAUAGAACGAUCGAAUGACGUGGAAGAUAAAGCUUCCAUAUCAUCUGAUUUAUCAGGAAACGAAAAAGCACACCGUUUACAUGCAAUUGAAGAACAAUUAUCACGCGCCGAAACUAAAUGUAAUCUUUUAAAAGCUGAAUUAGACUUUUUCAGAAUGACUUAUGUCGAUUCCCAAGAAAAUAUUAAAAUCGAAAAUAAUACAAACGGUGAAUCAACGUACACAGUGAAAAAAUUGAAGAGAGAUUGUGAUCAUUUUAAAAAAUAUAUCACAGUUUCACGCAUGGCUAAUACGAAUUUAAAUGCCAGCACUGAAACCUCUUUAAUACCACACAAAGAAAUUGACGUGAAUGAAAACGAUGUGCAUAACGUUAAACGUAAAUUUAUGACGUACGAAAAUGCGAUAAAACAUUUAAAAGCGAGACUAAAAGAAAUGAAAGCAAACUGCGCUGAUUAUGAAACUGUCAAAAAGAAAAAAUCAAAAAUACAUCAUACAGUAUCAGAUGUAUGUAUUAUCUCGAGUCAAAGCUGUGCGGAUACGAAAAAAUCAAAAAAACGUAGCAAAACUGGUGUACGCAUGGUCGAUUCACACGAUACAGUUCGAUCUUCAAAAAAGAAAACACUUAAAAAGGGUACAAAAAUUUUAGAUUUAAAAUUAAGUAAAGGAAAAUUUAAAAAUUGCGAGGCGAUGUCUAUUAAAGCAACGGGUAAUCGUUUUCGAAGACGAAAACCCAAAUUAAAACAAAUCACGUCUCGUUUCACAGUAAGUGGGGGGCAUGUUUCGCAUAGCGUUGAUCGAUCGUAUCGAAAUCCAUAUUAUAAUUCUGACUUAGUUGAAUUGUAUCAUAAUAAAGUAGCGAAAUCUGUUACAAGUCAAUCCGAUAUUUUUUAUAAUCAGCGUGUUCGAAAAAAUAGUGAGCACCGUGCUGAUGUCCACCUUAAUUUUGAGGAAAACAAUCCAAAUAUACAUCGGGUGUAUGAAAAAUACACUUUACCUGAAUCAUAUGAAGCGCAAUAUGCUAAAUAUAUACCACAAAAGCAACUGGAACAAAAUGGCUUCAAGCCACAACCAUCAAAAAAUAAUCACCAGCCUUCUCAAGGCCCUCAAUUACUAAAUAAUCAACAUUUCACGACUCAACAAAAUUUACAAAAACAACUGAAACAACAAAAGAAUCAACAAUAUCGGCGACAACAACAGCAAAAUUCGAUAAAUAUUGAUUUGCAAGCACCAGGUUGCGAUAAGAUGAAUCAAAAAUUUAUGGAUCUAGGAAGAUUUAAUCAGCAAUUUUGUAAAAAAUCGGAAAAUAUUACGAAUCAACAAUUUUGUAAAAAAUCGGAAAAUAUAACGAAUCAACAGUUUUGUAAGAAAUCCGAAAAUAUAAUGAAUCAGCAAUUUUGUAAAAAACCGGAAAAUAUUACGAAUCAACACCAAGCACUUCCGCCUCCUCCUCCCAAUGAAGUUCAUUAUAUUCAACCACCACCACUCAGUAAUAGAUGCUUUACAGCAAGUACGAUGCGAACAAAUUCGAGGUCUAAUUUUUUUGCAGGCUAUAAUAUGUUUCAUCACUACCAAUUACCAACAAUAUCCUCUCGCUUGAAACAAGUAACCAAAAAUUAUUUACAAGACUUGAACAUAAAAACCAUCCCGUUUGUAACAACAACCUCAACAACACCCAGCCACAAUCUUGGUCUAAACAUUCAACAAGUUUUAAGUAUAAUGAAAACUAAACAUCUCGUUGGUGGAAUUUCUCCCACUUUAGCACAUAAUAUGGGAAUUGUUACACAAUCAGUUGGUUCUUAUGUAAAUGGUACAAAAGAUACCGUAACAAAUAUUUUAUCGAGAAUUGGUUCACGUCCAAAUUGUAUUUCACCAAAUCGUAAACCAGCUUGUCCGUUACUACGACAUGCCACAGCUGUUGCAGAAUCAGAAUUAGCUGAUGUACCAGAGCAUCUUAACGAAGAUAAUGCUUCUAUUUUGAGUAGUCUCAAUGUGACAAUUGAUGUACCCAAAGUAGCAACAGAAGCUGAUUUAAAAAGUCGUGCAAUGACUGAAUGGGAUCAACCAAGUCCCAGAGCGUGUAUUCAACCUAAAUGUACGUGUUUGCUUCGCAAGCAAACGUCCAAUAGUAACAAAAUAUUCAACCAAUUUAUAGACCCAAAUGUCAAUCGUCCUGCAUCGUAUAAUCCAAUGACGAAUUCGAAAUCGAAUCCACGUACAAAACAAUUUAAAUCCGCAUUUAGUAUGCAAUCCGUAAAUCCUACACCAAAUAAAUUAAAUUUAUCCUCUUUUGAUCAAAAACAAACUGCGAUGAAAAGUAAUAACGCUCAUACGGAACUAACGGGAAAAAUACGUGAGAUUCGAGAUGUUUUAGCAAAUUUACAUAAUGAUUUUCAAAAAUUGAACGAUCAAUAUGAUUUAUUGAGUGGACAGAUCCAAAAAAAUAAUUCCGAUGUAGAUCCAAGGACUGUCUACAGACUGGAUGCCAUGGAAAAAGAAUUGAAUGCUAAAGAGGAAGAAAUUUCAGUUGUGAUACCUUUGUAUCAAGAAGUCCUCGAUUUAAAAGAACAAUUACGAAAUUUAAAAGAGCGUACAAGCAUGCUCUCAAUGUCCGUUUGUAGUACAAAUAAAUCACGGCUUUCCACUGGCUACGAACGAACAGCUACGUUACGAUUAACAAAAUGUUUACGACAAAUUAACAAUUUCAGGGUUUAUUAAAAAUAAAUCUUUAGUAAAACUGUUUAAAUUCAGGAUGCCCUGAAUGUUUACAUGUACCACGAACUAGGUUGGGAGAGAGGGGAGAAAAGAUAUUUGCAAUUUUGAUAUUGAAGAAAUUCGUCGCAAACUGAUUGAUAUAACAGUUU
Messenger RNA from Chrysoperla carnea, 3004 nucleotides. RefSeq lists its product as uncharacterized. Bases 102 to 2858 code for a protein of 918 amino acids. The record is from RefSeq and is a predicted model, not a curated record. The transcript is spliced from 3 exons. NCBI's taxonomy places the organism in Eukaryota, Metazoa, Arthropoda, Insecta, Neuroptera, Chrysopidae.